Messenger RNA from Pogonomyrmex barbatus (red harvester ant), 4530 nucleotides. RefSeq names its product ankyrin repeat and SOCS box protein 16. NCBI's taxonomy places the organism in Eukaryota, Metazoa, Arthropoda, Insecta, Hymenoptera, Formicidae. Gene Ontology annotation, molecular function: protein binding. The record is from RefSeq and is a predicted model, not a curated record.
CAUGAAGAUCUAUCAAAAUCUAAAAAUUAGAAUAUGCAAGAUGACUUUCUUUUUUUUUUGUUGCACGCAUUGGUAUGCAAUAAACGAUUUUGUUUUUAAUUGUUAUUAAAUAAUUAUCAACGCUGAUUUUCAGAGUUCCCAUAUGAAAAUGAUAAAAAUUUGGGACAAAAAAAUUCUGAAAUUUAUAUAUCCUCUUUCUUGAAGUCUCUCUUGAAGCAUCUCUUCAGUCGUCGGGGGGAAAAUUAUUUUCUUCUCCUUCACCAUCCCCCUCGCUGGCUUCGGUGUCACCGGCCUGCGAACGUUCUCUGCACGGGAAAUUCAGAGAAAUCGGAGGUUCGGUUUAAUUUCGGAUCGGAAGAUCAGUGAACUUUCCAAAAGACGUAGUUGGGACAACGGGACAGCGUAGUUGUUGCUCCGCUAUUACUUAUACAUCUGGUCAGGCGAAAAGGAGGGAAAGCAGGAAAAGGAGGAGGAAUCUCUUUGUGCUAGUCGCCGCGUGUGCACCGCCACGUGCCACAGAUAUUUAUAGAAUAUUACCUAUUGUAGAUAAUUAUUAUAAAUCAUUAUUGCGUCGGGACAUCGAUAACAUGGUGGCCAACGUGUGCUUUUCUCUAGAUUACUUUGGAAAUCUGUGAAGGGACUUAUCGGCGACAUUGAGUGUGAUUCAAUAUUCGUUAUCUGCAUCAAAAUUAAGUGAUUAUUAAUCGAUUCAAUAAUUCUUAUUUUAUUAACCCUCAUUAAUUUGAUUCAAUAAUUGACUUGUCGAUGGCAAAGUGUGAUUCAAUAUUUGUUAUCUAAAUUGAAAACAAUUGUGUUUCGACUCAUCAGUGAUAUUAAGUGUGAUUUUAUAAAUUUCUUGCUAAAGAAAAAAAAAAAGAGAAAAGAUGAAUAAGAGAGCAAGAAGAUCCUCGGAUGGCGUCAACACGGUGUUUUCGAAACAUUGAUUUUAAUUUUAUUAAUGGACAUGGCACAUUACCCGGUACAACUCGCUCAAUGAAAUAUAUCCUUUUUCGAACAUGGUAAGGUGACGACACAAUUUUUUAAAUAUUAAACCUUUUCAUACACAUCUUUUAUUAAUUAUUUUAAGAUUUUUAUAAGACGCCCGAUCAGUUAUCGGUGUUACGGUCAUGGCACAUACAAAAAACGUAAGACUUAUGAAGUAAGAAAAAUUGACCACCCACAAUCAAUCAUUCUUCUCGAGGAAUAAUCGUCUGUAAUUUGUCAUUUUUCUUAUUACUUAAGUUUUUUUUUUUUUUUUUAUAUGUCAUGGUCUUUAGGGUUUCCGCCCUGAACAGAAAAAAAAAACUUAAGCAGUAAAAAAAUUGACCAAUCACAGACGAUUAUUCUUCGACCGUAAGAAUACUCGAAUGUGAUUGGUCAAUUUUCUUACCGCUUACAUUUUACUGUUUAAAUUUUUGUGUUAAGUUUUUUUUUUUUUUUGUUUCUUUUUUGUCGAGCCACUGCGAUUUCGGUAAAAUGCGUUUGCACGAUCGCGCGCAGAUUGCCAAGAUACAAAUCGCGAGAUACUUUCAAAACAAACGCACGUGAACGAGGGGGCGAGAGGCGCGGGCAUCCUUGGAGUUCCCGCGACGGAGACGGAGCAGCGGCUUGCGGUUUGCGGCCUCGCGACGACUCUGCGGGAAAUCGGGAGGAAAAAAAGGCGCGUGAAGAAGAAGAAGAAGAAGAAGAAGAUGAUGAUGAUGAGAGGGAGGACCACCUUCGCGGGCGCGCCGCAAAGUGGACACGCGUCUACGCGCUAAGACAAAAAUUGCGUAGCAGCCAAAAGACACAUGCGCGAACUCCCCCUGUGUGUGUGUGUGUACUCCUUUGUGUUAUUUUCAGGCGGUAAGUCGCGCCGUUUCGCCGGAGGCUUUAAAUAGGACCGGGUCGCCCGACGAAGAAGGCAGUUUUCUCGCGACACCGUUCCUACAUGCUGGAGCAUCGCACCGUCUUUGACAUUUAUCGGAUUUCCGUGCUCGUCGUAUAAGGCAAAUCAGACACAAUAUUAACAUGCCGACCGAGUGCAUCGCCAACCCGUUGCAACGGGAGCUGGCCGACUCGAUAAUACGGCUGCAACCGCUCGACGAGAUCCGCAUCCUCCUCGCUUGCGGUGCCAAGCCGAACGAGCCGGUCACCCAGGGCCUCAGGCCCCUGCACUAUGCCGUCUGGCAGCGUUACACCGAGGCCGCCCAGCUGUUGCUGGUGCGUGGUGCCGACAUCGACGCCACCGACGAAUGCGGCUACUCGGCCCUGCAUCUCGCCGCCGAGCACGGCUACCUGGAUUUGGUGAAGCUGCUGCUUAAGUAUGGCGCCAAGGUGGACCACCGGCAGGACACGGGGGAGCUCUUCCCCAGGACUAUGUUGUGUGACGAGCCGCUGCGCCUGGCCCUGCGGAACCGCCAUGUCGAGGUUGCGAGGAUCCUGCUCGAAGCCGGGGCUAAUCCGAACAAAAGAUACUUCUUCGGCUCUGAGAUUAAUCUGGUGUCGCCCUUGGAUCUGGAGUGUAUGGAGCUGCUAUUAGCUUUCGGCGCUCAUCCAAACACGCGGGAUCGUGCCGGGUUAACGCCACUCAUGAAGGCCGCUAGACUGCCGCAGGGCAUAGCAUCGGUGCUUCUGCUGCUGAGUUACGGCGCGGACGUGAACGCGACGGCGGACGCCAGGCAUGAUUACCGGACGGUGUUGCAUUACGCGAUCCUCGGCGGCGACCCGGCGGUGAUCAAUCUGCUGCUGAAGCAGGGCGCCCGGCUGGACCUCGGGCCGGACUAUCAGAAACCAACGGCCCUGGAUCUGGCCAUACUCAAGGGCGACCCGUCGAUCGUCGAGAUGCUGCUCGAAGCGGGCGCUGACGUAAACGCCUCGUCGCCGAUUAUCGGCUCGCCGUUGCACGUGGCAUGCGCGGACAACAUCCCGAAUCGGCUGGAGAUUCUCUGCAUGUUGCUGGAACGUGGCGCCGAUCCCAACCUGGUGAUACGCAGCGACGACGGACCGGCGCUGCGACCGGUGCUGGCCGAAUACGUCGCCUCGAACGAGAACCCGUCGGUGGAGAUAGUGGCGUUGCUACUCAAGUACGGCGCCCGGGUGGUGAUCAAGACGCAGUUUCGCGAUCCGCAUGGUAUUCUCAACUCCCUGCAGAACACGGCCGACAAACCGCGGCUGCUGCGCGCGUUGCUGGAAGCAGCGGAGAGCUUCGAUCCCUGCAUGAUACGACGAUCCAGCAGUCUAACGGACGCGCAGAAGGCCCUGGUGAUGGAGGCGGCCAGGACUCCGCUGCCAUUGACUCAUCAGGCGAGGCUGAUAGUACGCAAGCUUUGCGGCACCAAGCUACCGAAGAUCGUCAGAAAGCUACAGCUGCCACAAUCGCUGCAUCGUUACCUUCUCUAUGACUACUACUAGUCGAGAGAUCGUUGGGAAUCGAGAGGAAAGAUGACGUUCAUUUCGGGAUAUUUCCUUGGAUUUCCGGUAAAUUGUGAGGAUUCGGUUUCUCAUAUUCCAUGCCUAGGCUGCUGGGUGCUUGGGAGUAGCUGAAAUCCCGAAACGCAAAACAACGCCGAGUCUGCACUCUCGCCCAUACAAUACAGAUUUUGCAACUAUAUCGCAGCAAUGUUGCAACAAUUGCUUCAUUUAUAUUGAACAAUUGCUUGAUAAAUGCAUUAAAUACUAUAUCCAUAAUCAAAUCGCUUGAUAUACUUGCUAUGAAUGUUCGCAGAUUAUUUUGGUCUGAUAUUCUUGAUAGCGAGUAUCAAAUCAAAUUGAUACACGUAUUAAAAGAUCCUAGCUCAAACACUUGGUUUAUUUUGAAUCAUAUCAAACCAGUCACUGCUAUUAAAUUCAGACAGGUUGAACUUAGAAACUUUUAUAUCUCGGAAAAUUGUGAAAAUAUUAUGUAAAAAGAACAAACUUAACAUAACUUUUUUGAGAUGGAUCAAUAUAAAGAAAAACGUAUUAAAUAUAUAAUUCACAUUAAUUUAAUAUGUGUACUAAUUGAUUUAACGGUGUAAACUAAAUAUAUGUGUUGCUGUAAUAUAGUUGCAAGUUUGUGCUAUGGGCAAUGUUAUACGAAUUAGUAAAGAAUUUAUCGAUUUAUCUGAUAAAACUUGUGCAAUAAAACUCAAUGCAAUAUUUACAAUUCGAAUUAUCUGCAUAUUAUUAAUACGAAAAAAAUCGCUUCGGUAGACAUGACUUAAAAUUAUGUUAAAGAUUGCUUAAAAAUCCUGGUUAAAAAUCCCUAGUCGACUCGAUAAUGCUGUUUUCUUUUGCGGAUUUCAGAAUCGCGUCAAAAUCGUAGACUUGAGAUAAAAAAAGAGUCGCGAGUAUCAUCUUGCUAAAGGCAAUUCUUCUGUCGUCGAGAUCGAUAGCAUAGAUAUUGGUUAAGAUUGCUGGAGAUAAAAGAUGAGUAUUUCGCGCUGCUGCAAGUCUAUGUCAAUUCGACGAGUACAAUAACGAGGCUGUUGAGGCGCCACCCUCUUGUUUCUACUUAGAAUUUUACUUUUACACAACGCAUAUAAAGGCGAGCAAAGUGAUAUAAUGCUU